CUCCAAACUAAGUGUCAAGACUGUACUAAUCCGAUCCAUGGAGUCAUCCAUCGUCUUCUCUAUCUCUCGCCUCUCCCUCAUCUCUCCCUCAAAGCCUCAAUCUCUCCCAUUAUUUCAGCCAUGGAAGCACAGAACUCCGGCGCCGACGACCCGCCUCCAUUGCCACAAGAUGUACGUCCCCGGACACGGAGUUCCGCCGGAAAAGACAGCGGCGAAACACCUUCAUCAUUUCUUCAACUUCGUCGCUGUUAAGAUUGUCGCUGCUCAGCUCCAGAGUUACAAUCCUGAGGCGUACGAUGAGCUGAUGGAGUUUCUGGAGAGACACUCUUUGAAUGAUGCAGAUAAGUUUUGUGCUGAUUUGAUGCGUGAAUCGUCGAGGCAUCAGAACUUAGCAUUGAGGAUAAUGGAGGUUCGUUCAGCAUACUGCAAAGAAGAUUUUGAAUGGGACAACUUGAAGAAAGUAGCAUCUAAGAUGAUGGAUGAAUCUAAUACAAGACUUUUGAGGAACUACAUCGAGGAAACUAGUUGCUUGGAUCAAGUCAAAUGAUUGCUCAUUCUACUUCAAUACUACUCAAUUGUCUACUAUAUAUACAUAUACAAGUUCUAUAUAUGUAAUAUAAUCAUUGUUAUGAUACCAAAA
Ipomoea triloba (trilobed morning glory) is the source of this 640-nucleotide messenger RNA. RefSeq names its product chaperonin-like RBCX protein 1, chloroplastic. Gene Ontology annotation, biological process: ribulose bisphosphate carboxylase complex assembly. Gene Ontology annotation, molecular function: protein folding chaperone. The record is from RefSeq and is a predicted model, not a curated record. The transcript has 5 exons. Lineage: Eukaryota; Viridiplantae; Streptophyta; Magnoliopsida; Solanales; Convolvulaceae. The coding region runs from base 38 to 547 and encodes 169 amino acids.